UUCUUGCUUCGGUGCACAGCAUAGAACCAUGUCUGGAAGAAGGGUGCCGGCGAACGAAGAUCUGUCGAACGUAGAGUUCGAAACGAGCGAAGAAGUCGAGGUGCUGCCGACGUUCAACUCAAUGGGGCUCCGGGAAGAGCUACUGCGGGGUAUUUACGCGUAUGGAUUCGAGAAGCCUUCCGCCAUCCAGCAAAGAAGUAUUCAACCGAUCGUAAAGGGUCGCGAUGUUAUCGCACAGGCACAGUCUGGUACGGGCAAAACGGCAACAUUUUCCAUAUCCAUACUGCAGUCGAUGGACACUACGCUGCGAGAGACGCAGGUGCUCUGUCUGUCGCCAACGCGUGAAUUGGCUGUACAGAUUCAGAAAGUAAUUCUGGCGCUUGGAGAUUUCAUGAACGUUCAGUGUCACGCCUGUAUCGGUGGUACCAAUUUGGGAGAGGACAUUCGCAAACUGGAUUACGGCCAGCACGUCGUUAGUGGUACGCCAGGCCGUGUGUUCGAUAUGAUCAAGCGUCGCGUUCUGCGCACACGUUCCAUCAAGAUGCUGGUGCUGGACGAAGCAGACGAAAUGUUGAACAAAGGUUUUAAGGAGCAGAUCUACGACGUCUACCGGUACUUGCCGCCGGCCACACAGGUGGUGCUGAUUUCCGCCACACUGCCGCACGAAAUACUCGAAAUGACUUUGAAGUUCAUGACAGACCCGAUCCGCAUUCUGGUGAAACGCGAUGAAUUGACGCUGGAAGGCAUCAAGCAGUUCUUCGUGGCGGUUGAGCGAGAGGAGUGGAAGUUCGAUACACUGUGCGAUCUGUACGAUACGCUUACUAUCACGCAGGCAGUCAUUUUCUGCAACACCCGACGUAAGGUGGACUGGCUGACUGAGAAGAUGCGGGAGGCUAACUUUACAGUCAGCUCGAUGCACGGUGACAUGCCGCAGAAGGAGCGUGACGAAAUCAUGAAAGAGUUCCGCUCCGGACAGAGCCGUGUACUGAUCACGACCGAUGUGUGGGCGCGCGGUAUCGACGUGCAGCAGGUGUCGCUGGUCAUUAACUACGAUUUGCCGAACAACCGUGAGCUGUACAUUCACCGUAUUGGUCGUUCGGGCCGUUUCGGACGUAAGGGUGUCGCUAUUAACUUUGUGAAAUCGGACGAUAUCAGAAUUUUGCGAGAUAUUGAACAGUACUACUCCACACAGAUCGAUGAAAUGCCUAUGAACGUGGCAGAUCUUAUUUAA
Anopheles maculipalpis is the source of this 1231-nucleotide messenger RNA. Its product is annotated as eukaryotic initiation factor 4A-III. Gene Ontology annotation, cellular component: nucleolus; catalytic step 2 spliceosome. NCBI's taxonomy places the organism in Eukaryota, Metazoa, Arthropoda, Insecta, Diptera, Culicidae. The transcript has 2 exons. Gene Ontology annotation, molecular function: ATP binding; mRNA binding; RNA helicase activity. The record is from RefSeq and is a predicted model, not a curated record. Bases 29 to 1231 code for a protein of 400 amino acids.